Clonostachys rhizophaga is the source of this 1182-nucleotide messenger RNA. The record is from the annotation of a GenBank genome assembly. Lineage: Eukaryota; Fungi; Ascomycota; Sordariomycetes; Hypocreales; Bionectriaceae.
AUGGCUGAAGCUGCAGCCCAGCAAACUGACCAGCAGGUAGCCGAGCUUUGUCGGCUGGCCUUCGAGGCCGAGCACUACUCCCGGUUCCAAGAGGCCUUUGACCAGCAUGGCAGAGCCAUCGUCGCGUUAAACCAGCUCGCUGAUGACGCCAAGUUCCUCGACCGCGAGAGAAAGAGAGUAGCGCGCAAGCAAGUCAAGUAUCAUACUUCGCGCCGGCUACUAAUGCAGCAGAUCCAGAGCGGCCAAAAGACAGGUCUUGAUGUCGUUCUACCUUCGUCGAUCGGUGCGCGCGACAGCUUGGCCGCUCUGGUCAACGGGCGGACGAGCCUGAGUCUGGAUGAGGUGCUGCUAUCCAAGACCUUGAAGCCCUUUCACGACCAAGCACAAACCACCUCGCCAAAGGGUGUCGUGGCAAAUCCAAAGAACACCAUCGCGAUAUUUCUAGCCAAUGCGAAGGCCCACCCCAACAUCGUGAACCCUGAGAUUCAACAUGUGGUCACCUUGGGUCAAGAUGGCGCCACGCGCUCUAUUCCGUUCUACACCCCUGCACUCGAUAAGAGCGCUCCCGACACGGUCUUCCACGUGUAUAUCAGCUCAGAGAAUGUCUUCACCUCCGGGCGCUGGUAUUACUUCAAGGUCAAAGACGCGGACGAGCGACAGACUCUCUACGUCCUCCAGGGGCUGAAACGUCGCCGCUACCAAGUCAGCCAGACCGUGCUCUCGCGUGCAACAGAAUUCACCUCACCUUGCGUCCAGACAAUCGUGAACCCGGUGCAGAGCACGGGCAGUUCGCUGGACGGCGGGAUCGGGCGCCAGCUCACUCACUACACUUCCUCCCCCAUCCCGGUCGUGGACAAGCCAGAUCGCAACAAGCAUGUGCUGUGGACACCACGGCGAUUCACGUGGGGAGGCCGUAACUUCGUCUGGAAGAAUGGGACCAGCAAGUUCGAGACGGUGCUGUGCGAGGUGAAGCGCGAGUGGCCGCAGCCGGGGUCCAAGACGGGCAAGAUGCUCGAUGAGUGCUUCGAGCCCCUCGUCCAUGUGCAGUCCAAGAUUGCGCUGAAGAAGACGUCCAUCAUCACGUUCAAGUAUGGGACGGGGGAGGAUUUCCUGUUCCGCGAGCUGGUUCUGGCGAGUGAACUGACGUCCAGUUUCGUGUUGGCCUUUGGGCACGACGAUUAA